Molecule: messenger RNA, 814 nt
Organism: Paramecium pentaurelia
Lineage: Eukaryota; Ciliophora; Oligohymenophorea; Peniculida; Parameciidae
Source: the annotation of a GenBank genome assembly
AUGGCUAAGGUUAAAAUUAAGGAGAAAUAAGUAAUAGAUGAGGUUUAUUCAAAUAGAAAUCACCAAGUUAAGAUAAGAAAAAGGCAAAGAAGGAUAAGAAAGAGAAAAAAGAAAAGAAAGAUAAAAAAGAUAAACAUAUAAAAAAAGAUAAAAAAUAGAAAAAUGAUACAAUUAAGAAGAAACCAAAGAAGAAUUAAUGGGGUAAAUAUGGUACUAUCAGGUUAUGUAUUUUUAAUAUUAAAGUAAUACAGAUAUGUAUUUAAAACGUGAAGAGUUUUUAAUGUGGUUAUCUGAUGUUAAAAUCUUAAAUGUUGAAGAAAUUACUCCUUAGGAAGAGAAGAAAUAUUUUGAAGAAUAUGUGGAAUGCUAUAAUACAGCAACAUUUCCAUCAUAAAAAUUUUAUAAUUUCAAAGUAUGGUUUGAAAAAGAAUAACUUAAAGAAAAAAUACAAUAGGCUGAAAUAGAAAUGCAAACCUUUGAUGAUGAAAAAGAAAAAUAGUAUUAAAAUAUUUGAAUUAUCUUUAGAAAAGAAUAUUAAGAAUAAAAGGAAUUGAUAAAAAAAUAAAAAUUAUAAAGAGAAUAUUAACAUUUACAUGAAUUUCAAAAUAUUGUAAUUAUAUUAGUAUCUAUUAAGGCACAAGACAUGCAAAAAUAAAAGCAAAUUUAAGAUCUCGUUAGACAUUACAAUUCGAUGGGUAAUCAUGAGGUAGCCAUGAGAUACUAUAAAUAAUUAAAUCCCAUUCAUACUAUUGAUGCUCCUCCAAUGUAAUAAUAACCUCCAAUGGAAUACGAUUAUGACUAUGACAAUUUCUGA